ACCGCCUUGACUAAGAGAGCUUGCUGAUAUCAACAUCAAUUUAUGCACAUGUACUAUGAUGGACACCACAGGCAGCUUGAUGGUCGACUGUCUCUCUUUCUUGCAAGACGUUGUUGCCAAUUACUCAUCAGGAGAUUGGAACUACGGAGAUUCUUUACGGCAAAGAGGUGAAGGAAUCUUUUCUAACUUCUUGGCAUUAGGUUUUCCGCAAGACGCAAUAGACACGUUGUUGCCCGUAAUUGUGUCUCUUCGCGUCAGAGAGGACGUAGAUAGAGACAGUUUCUUACUGGAAAGAACGACAUCUGGUAGAGGUCGUCCUAAAUUUGAACUGGCAGAAGAGCAAUUGCAGUAUUUUCUUGACCAUGGAUUUUCAGUCGUCGACAUCGCGAAAAUGCUUAGAAUUUCUAGGAGUACUGUUCACAGAAGAAUAUCUCAGUUUGGGCUUACAGGGCCAAGAACAUUCUCCAAUAUAGGUGAUGAAAAGUUUGACGACGUUGUACGAAGCAUUCAGAACUACUUUCCUAAUUACGGUGAGAAACUACUAGAAGGCCAUCUUGUUGCCAGAGGUCUCAAAGUCCAGAGAAGAAGACUGCGCGAGUCUCUUCACAGAACCGAUCCUGUUGGAGUAGCUAUUCGCCGCCAUUUAGCUAUUAUGAGGAGGAAAUACCGUGUGCCUCGUCCGAACGCACUGUGGCAUAUCGACGGCAACCACAAACUGAUAAGAUGGCGACUUGUAAUUCAUGGAGGCAUUGACGGAUUUAGCCGACUACCCGUUUAUCUGACAUGUUCUAAUAACAACCGUGCAGACACUGUACUAGAGGCUUUUCUAGGAGCUACAAAUCAGUUUGGUUUGCCAUCACGUGUCAGAUGUGAUCAUGGUGGAGAGAACGAAAAGGUCGCGCAGUUUAUGUUGACACACAGGAACAGAGGUCCUGGUCGAGGUAGUGUCAUUACCGGAAAGAGCGUGCACAACACAAGAAUAGAACGUUUUUGGAGAGAUCUAUUUCAAGGAUGCACAGGCCUGUACUAUAAUCUGUUCUAUGCUAUGGAAGACGAUGGACUCCUCAACGCUUCUGACCAUACCCAUUUGUACUGUUUGCACAACGUCUUUCUUGCACGCGUAAACAGUAGUCUCCGUAUAUAUGCCAACGCUUACGCUGAGCACAAACUGCGUACAGAACAUAAUCAAAGUCCAAUUCAGCUGUGGAUAAGAGGGCAAAUACAAGACCAAAGUGUUGACGUUAGCGAACCAAUGACUCCUAUAAGUCUCGAAGAACUAGCAGUCUACGGCAUAGAUCCUUAUGGACCACUCCCUCAAGUCUUACAGACAAGCAAUGAUGUUGUUGUUCCAUCUGUUGACGUCCGUUUGUCUCAUGAACUAGUAGAAGACAUACAACAGCGAUUUAACCCAUUAAGAGACAGUGACUCUUUGGGUGUUGACAUUUUUUUUAGAGAUUAUGAAUUAUGUACAAAAUUAUAUGUCUGAUAGUGCAUGACUGGCAUUUCGUCGUAGUCAAUGCAGUAUACUGUACAGUAAAGUAUAUUCAAAAAUGUAUCUCGA
Molecule: messenger RNA, 1561 nt
Organism: Corticium candelabrum
Lineage: Eukaryota; Metazoa; Porifera; Homoscleromorpha; Homosclerophorida; Plakinidae
Exons: 3
Coding region: 56-1486 (476 amino acids)
Biological process (GO): DNA integration
Molecular function (GO): nucleic acid binding
Source: RefSeq, a predicted model, not a curated record